AUGUCGCAACCACUGACUGAGUUCCACUGGUUUCCUCAGCUUCCUGCAGAGAAGCGCCUAGAGAUUUGGUGGUAUGUGUACGAGAUGGAGCAGGGAGAGGUGGAGGAGUGCGAGAGAUUGGUCCAGAUUACCUACGACGAGGGGACCGAUUGCACCGUCUCGCUGAGCCCUAGCCCAGUUCUUUGUAAGUACACAUAUGGCUUCAACAAACGGUUCCCAAGCUAAUAUAUCAAUCCACUAGUGCAUGUAAACAAGGAGACCCGUACUGAGUUCAUCCGUUACUACGAUGUCCUCCCCAACAACCCCCUCGCCACCCCGAUCUACGUCCAAUACGACUACGAUCUCAUCUGGAUCCGGGAAGAUGAGUUUGGAAUAUACGCAAAUGAUGGAACUAUUCUCGAUCGGAUUCUCUCUCGCUUUCCCGUUGAUACGGACCUCCAACGCCUCGCGCUGGAUCACCACAUCCUGCAGCCGCUUAUUGACACUGAUAGCGACCCUCCCUCGCAAAACUCCUACUUCAGAAUCGAUGAUACCGCUUUGCGCUCGCUUGCCCUCUUGCACUCCAAUCUGACUCAAAUCGAGAUCAUUUUGGACAAGAGGAGUAGCCGUCACUCGGCUAUGGGACCUCGCCCUCGUGGCACCGCACCGCGUCCCAGUAACCAGAAGAAGAAGCCCCAAUACCCGUAUGAGAACUCCAGCCAUUUCAGCAUCAUUACCGGACACUUGGUGGAAUUCGCUCUGUUCGUACAAACCAUGUGGCUCGGACAGAAGGAUCCUUAUCCUUUGGCACAGUUCGAAGACGAGGUUAUCUGGACGAAGGGUAUAGCCAUUGCCCUGGAGGAGGAGUUGGAGGAUAUACUCAGUACCAAUGGCGUUGAAGCGAAUUUUAAGGUUGAAGUGUACGCGAGGGAUGGCCGGAAGGCGCCGUGUGUUUGUGACUAUUGUGGGCCCUAUAAGUACCAAUUGAUACACAAGGGCACUGUGAACAAUGCUCCACAAGAUGUUGCGGAGGGUUGGGAGAUGGAGGAAUUGGGAGAGUGCGAGAGGCUGCGCCUACCUGGUGUGAAGGACUCGGUCGCUGGUGUUGAUAGGGAGACGUUUCUCGCUUAUGAAGGAGAGACUGUCGUCAAGGAGCGUUAUCUCUGCAACAACCCGACGACUGGAGCUUGCGAGACUGAUGUCUGA
Hymenoscyphus albidus is the source of this 1185-nucleotide messenger RNA. Lineage: Eukaryota; Fungi; Ascomycota; Leotiomycetes; Helotiales; Helotiaceae. The record is from the annotation of a GenBank genome assembly.